Messenger RNA from Camponotus floridanus (Florida carpenter ant), 1055 nucleotides. RefSeq names its product phytanoyl-CoA dioxygenase domain-containing protein 1 homolog (gene Phyhd1). Lineage: Eukaryota; Metazoa; Arthropoda; Insecta; Hymenoptera; Formicidae. The record is from RefSeq and is a predicted model, not a curated record. The coding region runs from base 145 to 1002 and encodes 285 amino acids. The transcript is spliced from 5 exons.
ACAGCCAAGUCGUCGGAUCGACUUCGUAUAUCCGCGAGGCUCACCUAGUCAUUUGGUGCGAGCACUCGGUCGCGGACGUGUGUUCGAGCUCGUGUUCAGCAAACAGGUUCAGGAGUGAUCGAAUUGUGAGGCCGGCGUUUCGAUAUGCGUAACACGAUGGACAUCCGAGCGCAGUUUCAGAAAAAUGGUUACGUCAUUUUGGAGGACUUCUUUCGUCCGGAGGAGAUCGAGGAAUUAAAAUCGUGCGGAGAAGAAUUUACGAACAAGUUGCCAUCUGAAUCGGAACGGCAGAUAUUUAGUGCGACAGAAUUACCGCAGAAUAAGGAGAAAUAUUUUUUGGAUAGCGCCAACAAAAUAAGUGUCUUCUUCGAGUCUGAAGCUCUGGAGAAAGACGGAAAAUUGAAGGUUCAUCCAAGAGUGUCGUUAAACAAAGUGGGUCAUGCACUUCAUUGGUUACAUCCUACCUUUAAAAAAUAUUCCUUCGAUGAAAGAGUUAAAGAAGUCGCUUUUCAGUUAGAAUAUCAAGAGCCAGCAGUGUGUCAAUCGAUGUACAUUUACAAGAAUCCCAGAAUAGGCGCGGAAGUUACAAUGCAUCAAGAUGCAUCGUAUUUAUAUACGGAGCCAAUGACGCUCGUGGGUUUCUGGAUCGCAUUGGAAGACGCUACGCAAGAAAACGGAUGUCUAUGGAUUGCCCCGGGUUCACAUCAGAGCGGAGUGCACAGGCGUUACAUAAGAAACAAGGAUGCAAAUUCUCAAGAAUUAUUAAUAUACGAUAGAGCGGCGCCUUGCUAUCCAUUAAGUAAUUUCAGGCCUGUACCUGUACGCAAAGGAACUUGCAUUCUUAUUCACGGCCAAGUAGUGCACUUUUCUUAUCCCAACAAGAGCGAAACAUCGAGACACGCUUAUACACUUCACGUGAUCGAGACGAAACACGCGUCCUAUUCGAAGGAGAAUUGGCUUCAACCACCUGCUGAAGGAUUCGCGAACCUCUAUAGAAAUUAAGUGUAUUGUAUUUUUGUUUAAAAAUUGUUUGUCACAUUAUAUUGUAUUAAUUU